GUCAACCUCGCUUGGAAAAUUCAUAAAGCAAGAUGGCAGAGGUCGAACGAUCGUGGACAGACCAGCAAUUGCAAAGCGAUGAAGUCUCUAAGAAAGAUAUCAUCAAGUUUUUGCAUGAAUACGCUUCGUUUGAGUUUCUCAAAGAACACAAGCUGAAUGGGAAAUUGAACAAUAUUGCAAAGACCAGCAAAAAGGAUCAUCUCAUUGAAAGUUAUAAACAACUUUUUGAAACAAAGUCAUUCCGCAAGGAAACUGAUGCCAGUUUGGAAGACCAGUUAAAAGAGGCAGCUGAGAAAACGGCGGCCAUGCAUGUCAGUGAAAAGAAGAAGGAGAGAAAGCGUUCAGAAUCAAAGGAUUCAAAGAAAGAGGAGCCAAAAUUCACCAAGAAAAUCUUGAAGCAUGGUGACAAAACUUCAUUUCCCUCGAAAGGUGACAGAGUGUCCUGUUUCUACACAGGCAAACUGGAAAAUGGUGUGGUGUUUGACAGCAACAUCUCUGGAGCAGCAGGAGCUAAGAAGAAGAGCCAGGGAGAGGGGAAGGCAUUUAUUUUCCAAGUGGGGAAGGGACUUGUGAUUCGAGGGUGGGAUGAAGGUCUCAUGACAAUGUCCAAAGGUGAAAAGGCAGAACUGACCAUUGAGCCAGAGUGGGGAUAUGGAAAGAAAGGAAACAUUGACGCCAAUAUUCCGCCUCAGUCAAAACUCAUCUUUGAAGUGGAGCUUGUUGAUAUCAUAUGAUAUCAAACCUGGGCUGGAAUAGGAAGAGAAAGAACCGAGUCAAGACAACUUUGGGCAUAUUAAGAUGACAUGUAAUCUAGCCGGUAGCGGCACAGGCUUUUUGUCCCGUCAAGUUUUAGAUGUGUUUUGUCAGCUCUUGUUGAAGCUUCAUAGAGAGACUUCAGAGAAAUUGUAGAGGGACAGUAAUCAGAGUGAUGCAAGAGGACCUUUUGACACCCCACAACCCCCCCCUUCUUUAAAGUCCAAUCUAGAAAGAAGUCUGAUGCAAAUUAGAGAAGCAUGUAAGAGCAAAAGUUAGAGAUUGAGACUGAAUAUUUCCACUGAAUGAAAUGAAUUCAAUUUUUAAUUCACUACAUUAAAUAUCAUUACACAGAGACAAGAAAGAAAACUUAUUACCACUUUUGUUAGUGAGGAACUAUGAUUUUGGGUGACCUGUGCUCAUUCAUGCCAGUUCACAGGAAUUCUGGUCAUCUAGUACUCAACAUUAUUUGUCAUCUUACAUAAGUCAAUCAAGACAAUAAACUUUGCAUAAUCAUUUUUAUUCCUUAUAA
Stylophora pistillata is the source of this 1285-nucleotide messenger RNA. RefSeq names its product peptidyl-prolyl cis-trans isomerase FKBP3. NCBI's taxonomy places the organism in Eukaryota, Metazoa, Cnidaria, Anthozoa, Scleractinia, Pocilloporidae. The record is from RefSeq and is a predicted model, not a curated record. Gene Ontology annotation, molecular function: peptidyl-prolyl cis-trans isomerase activity.